CUUUUUUUCUCUUUAUCUAUCUAUAUUAUUCGUACUCACCAUUCCUAGAUUUUUCUUGAAUUUCUUGCCCACAUCUCCACCCUUAUCCUCGUUUUCUGCCACUGAAAAUAAUCAUGGAGUCCUUUUUAUGGUUGAGUCAGUUGUUGUAGUUCCUUUUCUUUUAAUCGUCAGCAUCAGUCUAUAUAGAUACAUCUUGUGGCCAAGCCCACUCUACAAAAUUCAUGAGAAGAGUAGUAUUUUAUCAAGAUCUGUAUGCAUGAUCUGGGUUUAGACUUGGUCUUUUACAAUCUCUGUUCUUCAGCUAGGAUUUGAUUGUAAUUAGUCUGUGUUCUCAGCCUUGUAGAAAUCAUGAUGUUGGUCUUUAAAUUUUUAGCAAAUAGUUUUGUUUGAUUGUCAUGAGUUUGUGCUUUAAAUAGAUUGUAUUGUGGAGCAGAAAAUGAAAUUAUUAUGCUGGCUUUUAAAUUUUUAGCUCAUAGUUUGGUUUGAUUGUCAUUAGUUUGUGUUUUGAAUAGAUUAUUUUUUUUUUGAGUUGUAGUUUAGUUUUUUUUGGAAGCCAUAGAGUCUGCAAAUUCAAGUGAUCAUGUUGCAGUCCCAGGCUCCUUUUUUGGGUCGAUCAAGCUGGGAGGAGAGUUUGUGCACAGAGGAUAAAGAUAUUGGCUGUUUGCAGCUCGCCCUCCCUUCCAAUGGCUUUGUGCCUGCAGUAGAAAAUUACACAUUUGCAGAAAGAAGAGAGUGUAACAAGGUUAAUAUGAUCUCUAUGGCCUGGGACUCUGUUCAUGGCAGCCAGUUGGGUCACAGUUUUAUGGACAAAACUGAUGAUGAUAUGUCUCUUGUUAAUGAAGAUACUAGUCUGAAUUCAGGUCCUCAUCAGACUGAUUAUAUUUCUUCUUCUACUGUUGCUGUUGCUGCUGCUGCUUCUUCUUCUCAGUUUCAGUUCAAUGAUCACUAUGCUUGUUUGGGGUCUGAAGAGGAGAGCAACUGGUCACCUAAAGGUGCCCUAAUAAAUACUAGAGCUUAUUAUGAUGCUAAUGGGCUUCAGCCUGAUGAGAGAUCAUCAGUUGGUCUUGUGCUUAGCUUGAGCAGAGAUUAUCCAGAGGAAGCAGCUGCAGUUAGAGAGACUAGUAGCUGGAUUGGUUCUGCUUCUCAGGAUCACAACCAGUGGCCACCAGAAAUAGCAGCAAAAAAAUCCGAAGCUAAGAAUUGUAGCAGCCAUGAGAAUCAUCAAGCCCAAAAUUAUGGUGUGAUUACAGGCUCUCGCAAUGCAGCUAGAAUCUGUGUUGAUUGCAAGACUACCAAGACCCCUCUUUGGAGAAGCGGUCCUCAUGGACCUAAGUCCCUCUGCAACGCAUGUGGAAUACGGUACAGAAAGGCCAAAAGGGCGCUCUGUGCAUUUGGGUCUGGUGAUCACAUUGCAGCAUACAAAUCUAGAUUGCCCAAAAGAAAGCAAGAGAAGACUGAAGAUGAAGACUACAAGUUUGUGCAUCAUAAGAAAAGAAGCAGAAUGUCAAUUCCUUCAUGUAAGAAGAAUAAUAUCAAUGUCAAAUUUUCUGCAAAGCCCAGUCCACAUUCAUUCCAGAGAGUCUUUGCAGAAGAUGAGAAGGAAGCAGCAGUAUUGUUGAUGGCUCUCUCCUGUGGACUUGUUCAUCUAUGACAAACAAAACCAACAUUAGAUCUCUUUGCAUUUUCUCAGUUUUUAGGGUUGAUGUGAUGUUAGAAUGGAUGAAGCACUUUAUGUUACGUGCCUCCCUAUAAAGUUGUCUGUAUAGAGGAACAAAUAUACUCCGUUUGAUGAUUUGCAUAUGUUUGUAAUGUUAUAGACAAACAUAUACAAAUCCCUGUUGAGUUUCACUUUACAGUAGUGUUUUUUAGUGUCAGUAAUAUAUAAACUGGUUAUGAAAUUGUGGAACCAUUGUUUAUAUAUUGACAAAUUUUUCAUCUAUUGUCUUAUUGUUUGAGAACGAUAAGAGUUAGAGUUGGUGCAAUUUUGGAUUGUGGUUUAUCCUAUUUAUCAGUGUAUAAAUGGUUCACUGUAACACAAGCUUGUACCUCUGUGUUUUCUCACUUUUUGAGCAAUAAAAAUAAAAUUCUAUUGGUGUACAGUAUGCUCUU
Cryptomeria japonica (Japanese cedar) is the source of this 2109-nucleotide messenger RNA. Its product is annotated as protein CYTOKININ-RESPONSIVE GATA TRANSCRIPTION FACTOR 1. NCBI's taxonomy places the organism in Eukaryota, Viridiplantae, Streptophyta, Pinopsida, Cupressales, Cupressaceae. Gene Ontology annotation, molecular function: zinc ion binding; sequence-specific DNA binding. The record is from RefSeq and is a predicted model, not a curated record. Gene Ontology annotation, biological process: regulation of DNA-templated transcription. The transcript is spliced from 2 exons. The coding region runs from base 581 to 1651 and encodes 356 amino acids.